GACUGGGCACUCACCCCUGGCACCGCCAUGGGUUCCACAGCCUUCUUGCUCCUUCUCGGGCUCCUGCUUCUCUCUGCUGAGCUGGGUGUUACAGAAAAACCAGGUUUCUGUCAACGUUACCUUCCAAAGAAAGGCUGCUUGAAAGAUGCUGACUGCUACGGCCAAAGAAAAUGUUGUCCAAAUUCAUGGGGGGUAAUGAGCUGUGUAAUCCCUGGUUAUCACCUAACAUAUCAUAUAUCAACGUUCAAUCAACAGAAUAAUGUACGAACUCAAGAGGAAGGAGGUCAAAAGAAGGAAGAGAUAAUGCCAGAAAAUAUUGAUUUGGUAAUUAAAGAAUUAAAAAAUAAUAAAUCUCCAGAAUUGGAUGGGUUCACUGCAGAAUAUUACAAUGAAAUGGCGGAAGUGUUAAUCCCUGAAUUACAAAUUUUAUUUAAUAAUAUUUUUAAGGGUCAAAAAUUCCUGAGACAUGGAGAGAGACAGACAUUAUAACAAUCCUAAAAACAGGAAGAAAACCGGAUUUAGUGGAAUCAUAUUAUAGACCAAUAAGUUUAUUAAACCAAGAUUAUAAAAUUUUUGCAAAAAUCUUGUCAAAUAGAAUAAAGAAUGUACUACCGAAGAUAAUAGAGCAAGAUCAAUAUGGUUAGAGAUAGAAAUAUUAGCCAUCUGCUACGGAAUGUAUUCAAUG
This is a messenger RNA of Sphaerodactylus townsendi, 685 nucleotides long. Its product is annotated as waprin-Phi2-like. Gene Ontology annotation, cellular component: extracellular region. The record is from RefSeq and is a predicted model, not a curated record. Gene Ontology annotation, molecular function: peptidase inhibitor activity. Lineage: Eukaryota; Metazoa; Chordata; Lepidosauria; Squamata; Sphaerodactylidae. The transcript has 3 exons. The coding region runs from base 28 to 489 and encodes 153 amino acids.